Messenger RNA from Spea bombifrons (plains spadefoot toad), 897 nucleotides. Its product is annotated as probable N-acetyltransferase CML1. Gene Ontology annotation, molecular function: N-acetyltransferase activity. The transcript is spliced from 2 exons. The coding region runs from base 90 to 761 and encodes 223 amino acids. NCBI's taxonomy places the organism in Eukaryota, Metazoa, Chordata, Amphibia, Anura, Pelobatidae. The record is from RefSeq and is a predicted model, not a curated record.
GUGACGUGGCGCCUUUUUUAAGGAAAUCCCAGCCGGCGAAUUACACGGCGCCUGCGCUGAGUUAUCCGGUUACCCCCCCCCCCGCCGCCAUGUCGGAUUACAGCAUACGGCUCUUCGAGGACUCGGAUGGCGGGAAGGCCCGGGAGCUCUUUUCGCGGGGGAUUAUCGAGCACGCCCCCGGUGCCUUCAGUCACAUCGCCGGUCUCCCGCGGAUCUGGAUCUCCGUGCUGGUCUUGUCCCUGCUCUCCUUCUGGAUCACCGGCUCGGUUCCCCUGUCCGUGCUGAGUGCGGUCGUCUCGUUGGUCACCCUGUGGUUCUGCACUCGAUAUGUGUACACGUCCUACGUCGAGGAGUGCUUGUCGGGGGACAUGCUGGACAUUAGGAAGUAUUACUUGGAGAGGGACGGGUGUUGUUUUUGGGUGGCAGAGUCCGCCGGGGAGGUGGUGGGUAUCGUGGCCGCUGUCCCUUCUUCAAUCCCCAGCAGUGAGAAAAUCGUGGAGCUCAGGAGAAUGUCGAUCGCCAAGAGCCAUCGGGGGAAGGGCAUCGCCAAAGCCUUGUGCAGGACGGUUAUCGACUACGCGCGGAAGGCGGGCGCAGACGCCAUCGACCUGGAGACGUCUUUCGCUCAGACCGACGCUCAGUGGCUGUACGAGAAGAUGGGUUUCCGCAAAACUCGCACCUAUUACCCGCCGUACAUCAUAGCGAAGUUCAUUGACUUCCAUGUCCUGUGUUACCGAUAUGAUUUCCCCCAAAACAGGUGACAUUCUGGAACCUGUACGCUCUCUGAAUAAAGAUGUUUUGGUGUUUGGGGGGGGGGGGUUUGUUUAGUAAUUUUUCACAAUCUUUAUUACAGAAAAAGAAAACAAAAUGAAAAAUAAAGAAAAAAUCUAAUAAACA